CGAUUUAGUCAAAAAUCGAGCUCGCAGAGCCAGUGCUGUGUCAUUUCACUUCCGCGUCGAGUCGGUCAAACGCGCUUUGUGCGGGCCAGCAAGAAGAGCCGACAGCAAUGGAGGAAAAGAGGAACCAAUUAUAUGGAGGGAUGGCUGAUCCACUCGGCAGCUUGAAGAAGAUCGUCAAGCUCGCGCUCAGGAUCAAGGAGGCCGUCGACACGGUUCGCCAGAACAAGGAGGAGUGCCAGCAGAUCAGGACGCGCGCGGUCAGGGUGAGCUCCCUCCUGGCGCGGCUGCCGGAGACGGGGAUGACGGCCGACCCGGCGAUGUGCGACGCGCUGGAGGACCUGGAGGACAGCCUCCGGCGAGCUCACGCCCUCGUCGCAGCCUGCCAAGAGAGCACCACGGUGUGCCUCUACUGCACGGCAAGGAAGCAGGCCAGGCGCCUGCGCCGGGUGCAGGAUGAUAUCUCGCAGAAAGUGAUGCUCGUCGUCUUCGCCACCAACAUCCAGACCACCAUUAUUUUGACAAGCAUUUGGACUGGAGAUGCUGCUCCGGUAGCACAGGCUGCAGGAGAGAUGAUUGAGAUGCCUGUGGCGGACCCUUGCAAUCUUCCAGCUAAUGGUGAUAGCAACGUGGCACCUGCAACUAGCGGGAUGACGUCUGGGUCCGGCUGCUGGUUGCCGCCGACGCCGAGGGAUGGUGCAGUGACUCCAAUCAGGAAAUGGCUGGCAAGGGCAUCGAUAAAUCCGUCGGCUGGCCAACGGAAACCUUGGUAUCUGCGUCCUCCGCGUGAUCUGUCUGCCCAAGAUCUGCUGCUCCUUUCGCCUCCCCAGAGUGGUUUAAGAAAGUUCAGUUUAUCUGAGUUGGAAGCAGCCGCACAUCACUUUUCAGUGGAAAAUAUGGUAGGAUCAGGUUCCUUUGCUACUGUGUACAAGGGCAUAUUGCCAGAUGGACUUGUGGUUGCCAUCAAGGAGUUCCGAAAUCCAUAUGUUCUAUCAGCACAGGAGAUAGAUGAGCUCCAUCUUGUUUCAAUCAAUGUUAAACAUGAAAAUAUAGCUAAACUUAUAGGAUAUGGUAGCAGUGAAGUCCUUGAGAGGGCCGAGCAAUUUGAAGACGCAAAACUUAGAGCCAAGGAAGAUAAAGAAACAUCUUAUUAUUUUGUUGAAGAGUACAUGCCGAACGGGAGCUUAGACAAAAUUAUCUAUGGGUUACAGCUUGACUGGUCCUCACGCUUCCAUCUGAUUCAGGGGAUAGCACAAGGCUUACGUUACCUGCACAAGCGAAAUGUUGUCCAUUUGGAUGUAAAACCGAGCAACAUCCUCUUGAAUUGUGAUAUGAAUCCCAAGAUCACUGAUUUCGGAAUAGCUAGAGUGCUGAAUCACAAAGGGGUUGAUAUCCGUUCUGGAAUUGGUACCGUAGCAGGCACAUUGGGGUACAUGCCACCAGAAUAUAUCAUGGAUGGUACGCUGUCGAAAAAGAACGAUGUGUAUGGUUUUGGUGUCACCAUCCUUGAGGUCAUUAGCUCGAUGUCGAGAUUUAAAAGGGCUAGUGGCCAAGCUUCAAUCGAAUGGGGAGCGCGAAGCUAACUCUACAGUUGUGGCCGUAAGUCUCCAACACCAUCCCAUGCACUAACAGAUGAAUUCCAUCAUAUGUCACUAAUCUAUCGACUCAUGCACCUGCAUGGGGCCAGUAAGAGGAAUUUUACUAUGGUAGAAACAGAUGAGGACCGUUCAUGUGGCUGAAAUUGAUGGUUGGGACAUAAGAGAUAUCAAGAGGUACCUAGAAAAAGGUACCAAUUGGUACCAAAAUAGGUGGAAAAUAGAAAAGGUAUCUACCGAUAUCUCCUGGUACCUUACCAAAAUAUCCAACCACCAUAACACAUAUAUUAAUAUAGAAUUUCUUGAUAUGUCUAUGAUUUAGGAUGUGUAGGUGACUUGCCAUGAUAAGCAUUUAUAUGUUGGCUAUGUUUUUACUAUAUUCCACUACUGACUUACCACCUGCGCAGUCAUCUUCUGGGCUUUCCAUAUUAUUCACAAUAUUUUUAGGCUUGUGUGGCCAUACAUAGCAUAAUAUUUUCUUUCUUUUCUAGUUUGGUCCUUGGAUUCUACUGCAUAGUUGAGACUUGAGAUGUAGACCUAAAUCAAUAUGUCAAUGAAAAAGCCUGUGGAAUGAUCCAGGAUGAUAUAUAUUAGGUUAAUUGCUUUUUUUAAUGUAAAACAGUAGAUGUUGAUGACAUGGAAGUAGAUAUUUGGGUUAAGGAUCAACUUCUUCGAUAGUCGUGGGUGAGUAAUUUAUAUGUAGGCAUUAAGGUAUUUCAUGUUAUUUUUACACUACUGGAAAAACACACAUUUGUCCGCGGCCGUUAGUACCGGUCACGGCUUUGGCCAGUACUAACGUGCAAAUUUAGUACCGGGCCAAAGGAACAGUGGCCCUGGGAGCCUAUUAGUACCGGCUGGUGGCUCCAGCCGGUACUAAAGUCCGCCACCGACAGGCUCUGACAUCCGCCACCGACAGCUAGUGACAGUUUAGUACCGGCUGGAACCACCAGCCGGUACUAAAUGUGGCGCGUUAGUACCGACUGGAGCCACCAGCCGGUACUAAUGCGCCCACUAUAAAUUGGCACCCUUCUUCCUCCCCGAGCCCGAGCCAGUGCCAUUUCACCAGAGAAGCUCGAGCUCGGGGUUGUUCUUCCCUUAGAGAGUUGCCGCCAUUUGUUCUAGUUUUAGUGAGUGUUCUAGUUAUCCAAGUACGCCAAAGAUUUGCAACUUCAUCCUCUCUUCAUUGAUAGUCUUUAUUCUUUGUUUUAUGCUCUAUAGUUAGAGAAAUUUGUGACUUUUAGAAAUAGUGAGGAUGAGUAUGAUUUCUUUGAUUUAUGCAAU
This is a messenger RNA of Panicum virgatum (switchgrass), 2873 nucleotides long. RefSeq names its product G-type lectin S-receptor-like serine/threonine-protein kinase At1g61480. The record is from RefSeq and is a predicted model, not a curated record. Gene Ontology annotation, molecular function: protein kinase activity; ATP binding. NCBI's taxonomy places the organism in Eukaryota, Viridiplantae, Streptophyta, Magnoliopsida, Poales, Poaceae. The coding region runs from base 108 to 1580 and encodes 490 amino acids. The transcript has 12 exons. Gene Ontology annotation, biological process: protein phosphorylation; cell surface receptor signaling pathway.